UAAAGACGUGUAAUGAAGCGAUUGUGAAAUUAGUCUUCAAAUGAAUUUCGAGUUAAAAAGUGUUAGACACAGUUAUUCUGUGAAUAAAAUACAAAAUUCAAUUGUAAUUUUUAUUUAAAUUCAAUUGUAAUUUUUAUUAAUCUGCAAGUAAUCCUGUAAAAGAAAAUUUCAACAAAAUGUGCCACUCUGAAAGAAUACGAAUUUUCAAAAUAUUAAUACUGUGGUCCUCCAUAAUACCUUUCGGUUAUUGUGUACCCCAGGAGACAACAACUGUAAAGCCAGGACGUUAUGUUCCCGAAUUGUAUGGCGCACAUUUGGGCAAAUAUAUUCCCGAUGACAGUGGUAAAUAUUUUCACAUACAUCGUCCCUAUGAUGGUGGUUAUGGUGAUCGUGGUAUUAAAUACGUACACGAUGCCAGUGGCAAUCUUGUGCCGUUGUCCACAAGACCUUUGGGUCCAAAGGAUCAUUUACGUUUUAUGAUUGAUUUCAAUUAUGAUAAUAGCGGUUGGGAAAUAAUUAAUUUUGAAUGGCUGCGUGAUGGUGAUGAAAAUUACAAAUAUAAAUUUGUUAAUGAAAAUCAAUUAUUUAAUGGAAAUGGAGAUAAUGGAGAAGAGUCGACUGAUAACGGUGGUACUAGUGAACCAAAUAAUAACGAAAGUGGUGUUCAUAUCGAUGGAGAAUACAAUGAAAAUAAUGGUUAUAAUUAUUCUUACAAUAAUGGAGGAUCGAAUAAGAAUUCCAAAAACCUACAACAAGCCAUUCGUGAAGUUAUCUUUUAUAUAGAAAACAACAUUUUACCAACUUUAUAAGAUGAAAAUAAUGGUAUUAUUUAGCCAUAAAAUACAAUAUUUCAUUAAUUUUAAAUUUUAUGACAUAUUAUAAAUUUAAGUAUUUUGUUAAAAUUUAAGCUUAAAUGCAAUAUAUAGAAAUUUUAUUUUUAUAAUUAAUAAAUCAACUAA
Lucilia cuprina (Australian sheep blowfly) is the source of this 959-nucleotide messenger RNA. RefSeq lists its product as uncharacterized. Lineage: Eukaryota; Metazoa; Arthropoda; Insecta; Diptera; Calliphoridae. The record is from RefSeq and is a predicted model, not a curated record. The transcript is spliced from 2 exons. The coding region runs from base 177 to 809 and encodes 210 amino acids.